GCAGAAAACAAAAAUGUUUUUUGUUUCUGCACAUACAUUUCUGGUUAAUCGGUGCAGUUGAAUAAAAAAUAACUAUUAUCUUAAAACAUACGUAUAUUUACUAACAGAAGCUUUAUUUAGUAAAAAUGGCCGGCUGCCGCACUGCGCUCGGGCGGCGGUUUUAAAAGGAACGUGAAAGGAACGGUCAGUUUUCGUUUGUCUGGCGAAAGUGGAGUAUCGUGUUGCGCAGUGCGCAGUCGCUAGGCACUGGGAGGACCGUGCAGUUGGACGCGCUUUUCUUUUAUCGUUUGUAAACUUUGUACGGCCGAAGCUCUUCGUUGUCAGUCACACGAAGGACCAUGACGACUUUUACGCGUUCCGCACGUUGGGCCUCGUCGGCGGCUUCGUCGACGGAAAACGCCUCCGAGCGCGGCGGGUUCAAGAAGCCUCAGGUUACUCGAGGCACCCAGCGAGUCGCUCUACGUCCCCCGAACAAGGUCCAGCCGGUUCAACCCGCUCUCAAGCCGAGCAAGCUGCAGACGUCGUCAACGGCAGCAAAGUGUCCGGAACCCAAGAAGCCAACACUUCGGGCUCGCGCGGCGGUCGGUGCGAACCAUGCCACAGCCAAGGAAGUGCCAGCGGCAGACCCUGUGGCGUCCCUGGACGUGGCCGGGCUCUGCGUGGAGCCCCUUGAAAAGCCCUCCUUCUCGAGCCAGCUGCUGCUGCCCGACGGCGUGCCGGACAUUGACUCCGGCGACCGGGACGAGCCCCAGCUGUGUGCCCAGUACGCCAAGGACAUCUUCGACUACCUCGUCUCGCUCGAGGAGGCGUUCCCGGUAAAGGACCAGUACCUGAGACACAGCCCCCACAUCACGGGCGACAUGCGGGCCAUCCUGGUCAACUGGCUCAUGCAGGUGCACAAGAGGUUCCAGCUGCUGCCCGAGACGCUCUUCCUCACCGUGUCUGUCAUCGACCGCUUCCUUCAGGCGGAGUGUGUGCCCCGUUCCAAGCUGCAGCUGGUGGGAGCGGCCUCCAUGUUCCUGUCCGCCAAGUACGAGGAGAUGUACGCCCCCGUGGUGGACGACUUUGUCUACGUCACGGACGGGGCCUACUCCAAGGGGGAGGUGCUGCGCAUGGAGAAGGCCAUCCUCAACAGGCUGGACUGGAGCCUGGGCCGCCCCAUCCCCCUACACUUCCUGCGCAGGAUCUCCAAGGCCGGACAGGUGGACAUAGUGGAGCACUCCCUGGCCAAGUAUGCCCUGGAGCUCUCCCUGCUGUGCUACGAGCUGUCCUGGGUGCGUCCCUCGGAACAGGCUGCGGCGGCUCUCUGCCUAGCCCUGCAGCUGGACGGCAAGGCCUGGGACCCCACCCUGACCCACUACGGCCGCUUCAGCCAAGCCCAACUGGCGCCCACCGUGGCCAAAAUGGCCGCCCUCAUGCUGGACGCCGACAAGGGAAAGCACACGACCACUUACCAGAAGUUCAAGAGCAGCCGGCUGGAGGCGGUCAGCACCCUGGCACUGUCGCGCAGUGCAGCCCUCCAGAAGAUUGCAGGACGCACCUGAGCUCGGACCGUCGGGUUGCACCUUCAACUCAAUGCCAGAGCUUUUAGCAUCAUUUUGUACAACUACGUGUAUAAACUGCUUUUAGACCCCUGUCGGUUGGGGGCUCCAA
Molecule: messenger RNA, 1653 nt
Organism: Ixodes scapularis (black-legged tick)
Lineage: Eukaryota; Metazoa; Arthropoda; Arachnida; Ixodida; Ixodidae
Product: G2/mitotic-specific cyclin-B-like
Exons: 8
Coding region: 339-1544 (401 amino acids)
Biological process (GO): mitotic cell cycle phase transition; regulation of cyclin-dependent protein serine/threonine kinase activity
Cellular component (GO): cytoplasm; cyclin-dependent protein kinase holoenzyme complex; nucleus
Molecular function (GO): cyclin-dependent protein serine/threonine kinase regulator activity
Source: RefSeq, a predicted model, not a curated record